Striga asiatica is the source of this 543-nucleotide messenger RNA. The record is from the annotation of a GenBank genome assembly. NCBI's taxonomy places the organism in Eukaryota, Viridiplantae, Streptophyta, Magnoliopsida, Lamiales, Orobanchaceae.
AUGGAUCUUACAAGAGCCCGGCCCGGCCCGAUUAACACAGACAAUCAUGGGCCCGCUAUCAAGUACAAAGGCGUCCGCAAGAGGAAGUGGGGAAGCUACGUGUCCGAAAUUCGGCUUCCCAAUAGCCGAGACCGAAUAUGGCUCGGUUCAUACGACACUCCCGAGAAAGCGGCUCGGGCCUUCGACGCGGCCCAGUUCUGCCUCCGAGGGCCCGAAUCCAAUUUCAACUUCCCGAACGACCCGCCAGACAUUCCGGGCCGAGAGGGCCUUGGCCCGGUUGAAAUCCAAGCGGCAGCCCAGCGGCACGCAAACGGGUUUCGGGCCGGGCCCGUUGACUUGGUCAACAACGAUUGGUCGUUUUUGGACACGUUGAAUGGGAAUUAUAGCGAGGAUAGUAAUACGGGCUGCAUUUUGGAUUACGGGCUUUUUCCCGGGCCCGAUGAUGUGUUCAUGCAACAAGGUUAUGGGCCUAUGAAUGAUGAGGAUUAUGGAGAGGAGGACAUUGGGCACCAAAAUUCCACGUAUUCACUUUGGAGUUUUUGA